GAGUAUCAAUUUUCUAGUACAGUAUUAUAUAAGAUGGAAAUAUAGGCAUGCAUGUUCUCUUUAUUGUGCAAAUUAACUUUAUUCAUAUGGUGGGCUGCUCCUCAAUGAUUUUCUCUUUUCCCUUUUCACUCAUCCCCACACUCAUUUCUUUGUCUCUUUGAGAAGGAAAACAAGAAAAUUUCCAAGAACUGGUUUUUUUUCCCUGAUUCUUUUUGGGUUCUGGAAUUUUGCAUUUUCUUGUUUGGAACGUGAUAUUGGGUUUUACCAAACAAGGCUUCGAGCUCAAGAGAAGGAGAAAAUGAUUGCUUUUCCUUGCUGCAAAUUUUGUGAGGGGUUGUUUCUUUUGCUUCACUUCUGUGAGUUCUAAGGCGGCUUAUCUAUCAGUGAUGCUAGAUUGAGCCAUGGACUUAGACUUCGACAAGUAUUGUCUUGUAGAUGGAAGUCCCACAACCGUGCUACCCGUUCCUAGGCCUCGUUCGUGUGUUGCAGGUAGAAAACCAAGUGGAAAGCGCGAAUUUGGGAAUGAGACACCAAGCCCCACUGAGUUUGAGAUUGAUUUUGGUGACUACUGUAGCGGAUCGUGUAGAGAUGUCCGGUCCCAGAGAAUUAGUGGUGAAGUGCUGAAGAGAGGAUCGGUCUAUCAAAGCUCCAAAGAGGCAAAACUGAUUCAGGAAACGGAUGCUGCUGUUGGGAGGAAGAAGAUUGAGUUCUCUCCACGAACUGCAUCCUCACUCUCAAUAGAAAUCAUUGAGUCAUUGUGCAAUUCGGAUGAAGAGAGCUCGGUGAUGUCUUUCUCAGAACAAAGCACGGCUUCAGGUUAUGCAAAUGGCGUAGAAUUCUGCUAUGAUGAUUCUACUGAAGAAGCUAGUAGUCCUCGAGGAAAAGAUGUAGCUCUCAGUUUGCACGGGCCGUUGUCUGCAAGAUUUGGUUUGCCCCAUUCACCUGCCAAUUCAGGUCGUGAUAGCUCAAGAGCCAGCAGCAGUUCGAGGGGCAGGUUUAGCCACGUCAGAAAUAUGCUCGACCCUUUCGUUAAAUCCAAGUCUCGCAGAAGUCCAUUGUGUAGUUUCAACAAAACUCAUGGCGAGACUACAAGUGGUAGACCGAUGUUGGGUGACAUAUUUGAGAAGCCACACCAUGUGGAAUAUGAUCAUCAAUAUGAGGAGAAAAAAGAAACCCAUAAUUCAGUUCCACGGUGUUCUCCUGCACACCUGCACGGCCUUCUCAAGAUGGGAAGCAAGCACGGUGCACCAUUUUUUCAGUUCUCAGUCAAGUCACCGGAAGAUUUUUAUGUGGCAAAGACGUGGAAAGUUGAGAAUGCCUCGACUUGGAUUUACACGUUCCAUGUGUUUCCUAAUAGAAGAAAGCGCGGUGCUAGUGGAUGGGGGCUUAAAGAAUGCAGCAGAGAAUCAUCUAUGGUUGGAUGGAUGCAAGUUUCGUGUCAUCUGCAUACAGAAUUUGAAGGUGCAGGACAGUCGAAUGAUUCCAUGAUGACAGAGUUUGUGUUAUACGAUGUUUUACAUUCAAGAAAGAGCAUCGGUGACACUGGUCAAUUUAUGUCAUCUAAAUUGCACCCGGAGCUAGAAAUUGCAGCCAUUAUUAUGCAAGCCCCGUUGGAGAAAAGGGAGAGCCUCAAAUUUAAGAGUGGUGAUAAGAAAAUUGAUGAGACGUCUCCUAACUUGCUAGAUCAUUGUCGGGUUGUAAAAGCAAAGGAGGGCGUUUCUGAUACUUCAAAUCCGGGGAAGAUGCACGUUGUGAUACCAGCUGGAAACCACAGUUUACCCGCCAGUGGAAGCCGUGGCCCUUCACCAUUACUAGAUAGGUGGAGGUCGGGUGGAGGAUGUGACUGUGGUGGCUGGGACAUGGCCUGCCCCCUUAGUGUUUUCACGAAUAAGAUUGCUGAGGAGCAUCGGACAGAGCUCUUUGUUCAGGGAAGAAGAGAUAAUACACCGGCAUUUACCAUGAGGGUGAUCGAGGGUGGGAAGUACGCAGUUGAUUUCCAUGCACAAUUAUCCUCGCUGCAAGCAUUCUCCAUCUGCGUUGCUAUCUUGCACGCUGCAGAGGCCUCCCCCACCGGGCGGGAGAGGAGCAAGCCGAUGCUGCAGAGUGAUGCGCUCAAGGUAUACACCGAGGAGGAGAUCAAAACCAUGCUAGAUGCAAUAGCAAAGGAAGAGAAAUCCAAAGUCAAGAAGAUAGAACAAGCUGUGCCAUCUUUUGUGCUCAGCCCACCAUUCUCUCCAAUAGCUCGAGUCUAGGCUUUUUACACGAGCUAGCAACAUUAUCUUCGACCCUAGGUAGGCGGAAGUUCCCGAGGGCAAUCUCGAGAUUGCACCUGUGUUUUGGUGGAGACAACACAAGGGCUGAAGAAGCAAUCAACAUUGUUGGCAAAGAUGGUGAUGCUGUGUCACUGCAUUCUUUCAUGGUAUACUCAUCAGCCUUUCUUCAUGGCCGAACAUCAAGACACGCAGAUUAGGUAGUCGUGACGGAGAAGUGGUCGGUAGUCGUCGCGAUGGAGAAGAGAAUAGUGGUUUUUGAUUUAUUCUUUCUGUAACUUAAGGUGGUGGGAGGAGAAUGUAUAUCCUGCUUUCUGCUGAGUUACUGAUAGGAUUGCAGGAUUUUUUUUUUUUUUUUUUAUAAUGAUAUAUAGUACUCCAUAAAGUAUUAUUAACGUCUGUCACAUGUAUAAAAGUUAUAGCGAUAGCGUACAUGUAGAAUGUAUUGUAUUUGUAGUAACGAUAAUAGAAGAUGGAACAACAUUUUGUGAUA
Salvia miltiorrhiza (redroot sage) is the source of this 2763-nucleotide messenger RNA. RefSeq lists its product as uncharacterized. The transcript has 3 exons. The record is from RefSeq and is a predicted model, not a curated record. NCBI's taxonomy places the organism in Eukaryota, Viridiplantae, Streptophyta, Magnoliopsida, Lamiales, Lamiaceae. The coding region runs from base 402 to 2252 and encodes 616 amino acids.